Molecule: messenger RNA, 3146 nt
Organism: Papaver somniferum (opium poppy)
Lineage: Eukaryota; Viridiplantae; Streptophyta; Magnoliopsida; Ranunculales; Papaveraceae
Product: fructose-1,6-bisphosphatase 1, chloroplastic-like
Exons: 3
Coding region: 2319-2945 (208 amino acids)
Biological process (GO): sucrose biosynthetic process; fructose 1,6-bisphosphate metabolic process; fructose 6-phosphate metabolic process
Cellular component (GO): cytosol; cytoplasm
Molecular function (GO): fructose 1,6-bisphosphate 1-phosphatase activity
Source: RefSeq, a predicted model, not a curated record
AAUACCCGGAGCAAAAAUGUAGUGUGCACUAAAUGGCUCAUUGUCAUCAUGAGUACUGAAACACCAUAAUGCUAGAUUUAUGGUUUCUACAUACUUUUGAUUCCCUUGCAUUUUCAUUGGAAUUCUCCAUGUAUUGUGUUAUAAUGUCAGAAACUUUUUCUGGCAUUUCACUCUAAGGUAUCUAGUCUGAUCUGACGUUAUUGAGUAACAGGAACAUGCUCUGACCAGUCGGACAAAUAUCUUCACAAAAAAAAAAAAAAGUAAGUAUAGCAAAUAUUUUUCCUUCUAUUCUCUUAUAGCUUUCUUUCACUUCCAGGACUUGAAUCAUUUUGCUCUGUUUUGGGGGUUAGAUGCCUAGAAAAAGCAGGCAAAGGUCUCCUACACUCGUAUAAGUAAGUUUAAAUUCAACAAUUAUAUACAAUAUUGGCUUCCCAGUUUGUGAUCUAUGAUUGUUGAUAAAUGGCUCCAGUCCUGAUAAUUUUGCACCUUCACAUUGUCAACAACAACAAGAGACGAACAUGCAUUUAGAAACAAAACACAAUAGAACAACUUUAAUAAAAACAUUGUCAAUGGCUCAUUCAUUUCUAUUUUCUCUUUCCUCUCCGAAAUUCUGGGAGCUUUUCCAAUGGCGAUUUUUCAUGUGAAUUCUCAGCCUUCUUCUCGUAUCAAUCCUUCGUGAUUGAUUCAGUUCAAGAGUGGUAAUUCUUUUCCUGUAUUUCUUUUAUUUCAUCUCUUUUCAAAUGACUUUCUCAUCAACAGUUAUUCUGAAAUCCAAAUCCUUUGAGUUAUCAAGGAACAUCAAAGGUAAAACAAAGGAUCUGAAGGUAUUGGAGAGAUAUAAGGGUAACAGUAAUUGGAUUUUUAUCCCUUAUGAUGCUGUCAAUUGGAUUAGUCCUACUACAAAGGAAUUAGCGAAGACUACAGCAAAUCAAAACUGGUCACGCAGAUUUCAUCAGGUUUUGAUUCUUGUUGAAAUGCUUUCAAACAAGUUUGGGAGCUAUUUGAAAAUCACAAGAACUGCUGCGGAUUCAAAGCAAAGAUUUAUUUGUAUCCCUAAAGGCAAUGAUUAUUUUAUUUGUCUUUCUUUUUGGGCGUAUGUUUCUACAUCAGAUAUUUUAUCAUUGAACAAUUUUAAUUCAACACAAGAGGUUUCGAUGCCUGCAAAAGUGCAAGUUCCUCAAGCUGUUGUUUCUUCUACGAAGAAUGAUUAUUGUGCUUUAGGUAUUUCUGUGACGUUACUUAAUUCGCAUAUUUGUUGGAAUAAGAUUGGAUUACUGUUGGUCUUUCUAAACAUUUUGGAUGGUAGGAUGUCUUCAUGUGAAUUCAAAUACGAAUUCGCCCUGCCCAAGACCAAUACCACUUAGUACCGGAUCAAUAUAUGGGCUGGAUGGGGGGAAGCCAGAGCUGUUGAUAAUUCAAUCCCCAAUGCUUCUCAGGAUUUUGAAAUUCAUAAUAUGGUAGACUUUCAUGUCUCUUUCAAUAAGCAACUGAGGAUUAAUUAUGAUAACCGAAUUUCAAGAUCGAUUUAUAAAGAUCUUCUGUUGCGGUUAAAACAACCAUAAGAAGCUAACGAAGAUCUCGAUGGAUUGGGGGGGGGGAGGUGAUUUGAUUCAGAUGAAGAUUUGAAUAUUGAAGCUGAAGGAAUUUCCAAAUCUUCAGCUGCAGUGGGGACUACUAAGGUAUGUAAUGGAUAUUAAGAGUAUGACUUGGAACGUUAGGGGUCUUCACGAUGAUCCAAAGAUUCAAUCAGUCGGAAAUGGUAUCAGGAAGAAGAAAGUUUCUCUAUGUGCUAUCCAAGAAUCGAAAAUGGAGUGUGUCACUGAUUCGUUAGUGCAUUCAUUAUGGGUAGUAACAAAUGUGAAUAUGCUUUUCUUCCUUCGAAUGAAAGAUAUGGAGGCAUAAUUGUUCUAUGCAAUGGUGGGGAUUUAAUCAUGGAGAAAUCUUUAUUGGGUGUUUUUUCUCUAACUAUUAGAUUCUGAAAUGUCAAAGAUGGUUUUGUUUGGCUUUGCACAUCUGUUUAUGGUGCUUCUGAUCCUUCAGAUUUUGCUCAAUUUCGGCAACACAUUGCUGAUAUUAGAACUAUUAUGCAUGAGCCUUGGUGCAUAGAUGGAGACUAAAAUGCAAUUUUCACUCACUCAGAGAGAAAUAGAGAUGGAGGCAGAUUAAUUAAUAGAAGAAAGUUCAGGAAUUUUUUUAGAUACACAAAAUUUUAUAGAUCUGCCAAUGGCUGGAGGCAUAUUUACAUGGUCUAAUCUUCAAAAUCCUCCUAUUAUUUCAUGAUUAGAUAGGUUUGUUGUAUCUCCAGAUUGGGAAGCUAAAUGUCCUGCACUACUUCAGCCAAGAUUGGAGGUCAAGGUGCCGUUAACAUCCAAGGCGAAGACCAGAAGAAGCUCGAAGUUAUCUCCAAUGAGGUGUUCUCAAGCUGCUUGAGAUCAAGUGGAAGAACAGGGAUUAUAGCUUCAGAGGAAGAAGAUGUACCUGUUGCAGUGGAAGAGAGUUACUCUGGGAACUACAUUGUCGUAGUUGAUCCCCUAGACGGCUCAUCCAACAUCGACGCUGCUGUAUCAACUGGAUCCAUCUUUGGUAUCUACCAUCCUAACGACGAAUGUCUUGCUGAUUUUGGAGAUGAUGUAUCCGCUUUGGACCAAGAGAAGCAAAAGUGCAUAGUGAGCGUAUGCCAACCAGGGACCAACCUGUUGGCCGCAGAAUACUGCAUGUACUCGAUCUCCGUGAUUUUUUUGUUGUCCGUCGGGAAAGGUGUCUACUCCUUCACGUUGGAUUCCAUGUAUGGUGAGUUUGUGUUGACUCAAGAGAAAGUGCAGAUCCCCAAAUCAAGAAAGAUCUACUCUUUCAACGAAGGCAACUACCAAAUGUGGGACGACAAGCUGAAGAAGUACAUUGAUGAUCUCAAAAUCCCGGAUCCAAAGCCAUAUUCAAUGAGAUAGCAAGAAAGGUCAACUCCAAGAUAAAAUCAAACAACAGUAGAUAGGAAAAUGUAAUAAAAUCUAUAAAGUAAGCAAUCAACACUCAAUAGUAGGGACUAUAUACCCUGGUAACAUAGAACUGCACCAUUCUCAUAAGAGCAAAUAAUUCGCUAUCGAUUAGCCUAAACUAGUAAGAUUUAUUAUAUGGAAGCAGUUUCCCCA